Molecule: messenger RNA, 2147 nt
Organism: Leopardus geoffroyi (Geoffroy's cat)
Lineage: Eukaryota; Metazoa; Chordata; Mammalia; Carnivora; Felidae
Gene: PROK2
Product: prokineticin 2
Exons: 4
Coding region: 221-610 (129 amino acids)
Source: RefSeq, a predicted model, not a curated record
GUGCGCGUGGGGCGUGGGGUGUGUGCCCGCGCCGUGCCCCCCGCGCGUGCUGCCGGGCGGGCGCUGGCGUGAGUCACGGCGGGGCUCGCCUUUAUAACGGCCCGCAGGCUCGCGCCAGCCGCCCGCCAGCCCGCCCGCCCGCCGCUCCGCGCUCCAGCGAGCGCGCCCCGGCCCCGCGCCCCCCAACGGCCCCCAACCGCCGCGCAGUCCCGAGGGCGCCAUGAGGGGCCCGCGCUGCGCCCCGCUGCUGCUCCUGCUGCUGCUGCCGCCGCUGCUGCUCACGCCCCCCGCCGGGGACGCCGCCGUCAUCACUGGGGCCUGCGACAAGGACCCCCAGUGUGGUGGAGGCAUGUGCUGUGCUGUUAGUAUCUGGGUUAAGAGCAUAAGGAUUUGCACACCUAUGGGCAAAGUGGGAGACAGCUGCCAUCCGCUGACUCGUAAAAACCAUUUUGGAAAUGGAAGGCAGGAGAGAAGAAAGAGGAAGAGAAGAAAAAGGAAAAAGGAGGUUCCAUUUUUUGGGCGGAGAAUGCAUCACACAUGUCCAUGUAUGCCGGGCUUAGCCUGUUUACGGACUUCAUUUAAUCGAUUUAUUUGUUUAGCCCGAAAGUAAUCACUUCAGAGUAGAAACUUUAAAUGUGAACACCCACAUGAUGUCUGUAAAGUCUAUUUACUUGUGAUUGUGCCCAACAAGUAUAAUAUGCCAGAAAGAAAUGCUCUUGCUUCCUCAGCUAUCCAAGUAACGUUUCUAUCUUUGAUGUUUAAAUGACUUUUUUUUUUUUUUCUGAAAGAGGAUUUCUAUUUUGGAUAAAAAUGUAGAGUGCGGGGCAUUAUGGAACCGGUUCUCAUUUCCCUGUUUGUGGUUUGGCUUGGUCUGGCCUUUUUUAAUGCCAGUAACUCACCCAUUUUCACAGAAAUGAGGAGAAUAAGAAUUUGGUCUUUUGUUACAGAAACUUUUUUGUCUGAAACCCCCUCACCCCAGCCCUGCCCACCACCACCACACACACACACACACACACACACACACACACACACACACACACCCUCUGGUCUCUUUUCUCUCCUCAAAGAAUUUUAAGGCCCCCACUUAUUCUUUGCCAUUUCCCUUCUGGGCCCUCUAGCAUUUUAACGAGGGGAACAGGGUUGUUAGAUAUCCUGUAGCUUGCUGGGAAAAUCAGUGUGGAAAAUCAAGCUUUUUUGCCUGAUACUUAAACAGCAAAGGGUGUGUGGUUGAACUAGACACUCCACAAUUUUCCUGGAUGAAGUAGAGGUGGGCAUACUCUCCAGCUUUCGUGGAACCUGUCCAUGCGACAGAACUUCAGAUCCACUGUGUGACAGGUGUGAGCUCAGAAGGCAUGGAAAGUCCAUUUAGACCUUAUUUCUAGAUUUAGGGUUUUUUGGGUUUUUUAGUAAAAAACACUUCUCCAAUAUGUUACACUUCUUUUUCUUCUUGUGAAGUUUAUUUUUUAAGUCUCAUAAUUAGAGAUGUUCCAGAAAAUGUCCCUUGAAGAGGAAGUAUUAAUUUUAAUCUGGCAUAACACUAGUUACCAUUUUAAAGUCGGUAUUAAGUUGUAAUUUAAACUUUACUUGUAACCAAAAGGUCUAUUGUAAUGGGUUACCUGACAUCCUGCCGUGUGUCCCUAUAUCAAUAUUGCUGUGUAAAAAUUCUGUAUCAGAAUAAUGACAGUAUUGUAUAUCAUUUGAUUUAUUUUAAUAUUAUAUCCUUAUUUUUGUCACAGUUGUUGUCAGUUUUUAUUACAAGCAGAUUUCUAUUAGCUCACAUUCUAAAAUGGGUAAAGACCCCCAAAUUGGUAAAAUAGCACCAACAGUAUUUGCGUGUUCACUUUACAUACAGGAAAGUUCUGUUUGCAUGAAUUUUAAGGUAGUACAAAAAAUAAACAAUGUGUAACUCGGUGAGGGUUUUGGAGCAAGAAGGAAAAUUGUGAUAUGCAGAACUGGUUGUAAUCAGGAAUGGACUCAUGGGAUUUCACUGUAUUGAUUCAGCAUAUAGUGACCCAGUGUUUACCAAGAGUGGUCAGGCAGGAUGCGAGGCGAUAGCCUUAAGGUGAUGCCAGUGGCCCAGCCUUGCAAAACCCACCAAGUAUUGUAAAUGGAAUCAACGUCAACAAAUAAACAGCUUAUGAAAUGUG